AUGUUCCACACCAAUUCUUUGUUGUGUACCAAUCGUCGUUCCUAAUAAAUCAUGUCGAACCAAGCAGCAUGGAUUCCAGAGGCCAAGGGCAAGCUCCAGGUCAAGGAAGCCCCCAUGCCAAAGGCGGGCAAGGGCGAGGUAGUGAUUAAGAACCAUGCCGUCGCUGUCAACCCAGUAGACUGGAAGAUUCAGGAUUAUGGCCUUUUCCUAAAAACGUACCCCUACAUCUGUGGAGUCGACGUUGCGGGUGAAGUCCACGAAGUGGGUGAGGGCGUCACGCACGUCAAGCCCGGAGACAGAGUAUUAGGCCAUGCCUUUUCCCUCGUAACCAACAACCCAGCUCACGGUGGCUUCCAACUCUACACCGCGUGCAACGCCCUCGUUGUUGCAAAGAUUCCGUCAAGUAUGUCCUUCGCAGAAGCAUCAGUCCUCCCUCUCGCAAUCUCAACCGCAGCCACCUGCCUCUUCAAGAAAGAGACACUCGCCCUACCCUUACCGUCCUCCAACCCCCCUUCAACCAACAAAUCAGUCUUGGUAUGGGGCGGCUCGAGCAGCGUGGGCGCAGUAGCAAUCCAACUAGCCGUAGGCGCAGGCAUCAAAGUCGUCAGCGUAGCAAGCAAGCACAACCUCGAGAACCUCAAGAGCCUAGGCGCAACAGCGGCUUUCGAUUACAAAGACCCCAACGUCACCCAAGACAUCAUUGCUGCACUCGAGGGCACAGAGUUUGCGGGUGUGUGUGAUGCCAUCGGUACUCCCGAGGCUGUUGCCGCCUGGACACCCGUAUACAAGAAGCUUGGUGGUCGCUAUGGCUCGGUGCUGCCGACGGACAAUGGUAUGCCCGAGGGGAUUCAGGGCGAGAGUGUUUUUGCGGUAAGCGUCGCGCUUGCGGAUAAGUACAUUGGCGAUGUUGUGUGGGCGCAAUGGGUGCCUGAGGCGCUGGAGAAGGGGACGCUGAAGCCUGUGCCAGAGCCGCUGGUCGUGGGCAAGGGAUUGGAGGCUGUGCAGAAGGGGUAUGAUGAGCAGAAGAAGGGGGUUAGCUUCCGCAAGGUUGUUAUUGAGCUAUAG
This is a messenger RNA of Pyrenophora tritici-repentis Pt-1C-BFP, 1065 nucleotides long. RefSeq names its product Qor, NADPH:quinone reductase and related Zn-dependent oxidoreductase. The record is from RefSeq and is a predicted model, not a curated record. Lineage: Eukaryota; Fungi; Ascomycota; Dothideomycetes; Pleosporales; Pleosporaceae. Gene Ontology annotation, molecular function: oxidoreductase activity, acting on NAD(P)H.